This is a messenger RNA of Penicillium taxi, 603 nucleotides long. RefSeq lists its product as uncharacterized. Gene Ontology annotation, biological process: nucleolar large rRNA transcription by RNA polymerase I. Bases 1 to 603 code for a protein of 200 amino acids. The transcript has 2 exons. Gene Ontology annotation, molecular function: RNA polymerase I cis-regulatory region sequence-specific DNA binding. Lineage: Eukaryota; Fungi; Ascomycota; Eurotiomycetes; Eurotiales; Aspergillaceae. Gene Ontology annotation, cellular component: RNA polymerase I upstream activating factor complex. The record is from RefSeq and is a predicted model, not a curated record.
AUGGCAAAUGUCUAUCAUGCUGUAGCUGGUCGUGUCAACAAAAAUGGCUUCCACCCAUCCAAACCCUAUGCUUCACGGCACCACGACACAGCGUCGUCUGGAGCUCGAGAUCUCCGCCCGGAAGAAAUUCUCUACCGCUCAAAACCCAAGCUUCUGAAGAAAAUUCUCGAAGACGAGUCCUACUUUGCACAUGAAAAGCUCCCACCCAGCCAGCCACUACCGAACUCGAGUAUCCUCGAGGCCAUCCACGCUUACAGUGCCGACUUCUACCAAAGCCAGACAAGGAAGCAAGGCAAGUAUGACCAUCAUACUAUGGAUGAGUCGGCCUUGCUUGCCAUGGGAAUUUUAGUGGAGGAGUUGGCGAAAGAAGAGAUGGGUGAAACUGGUGACAUGGUUCUUGUUGAAGGACAGUAUUCCGACAACGAAGAGGGCGAGGGCUGGGCAACUGAUGAAUCUACUGCCUCGCGAAUACCACGCAAACACAGGAAGAGGUCAAGACCGACUGCUGUUGACGGGCCGAUGGCCUCGAAUGACUCGUUGCAGGGCGUACGAAAGAAGUUUAAACGUCGCAGACACAAGCUUACCGACGCCAACACCGAUUAG